Aphanomyces astaci is the source of this 711-nucleotide messenger RNA. RefSeq lists its product as hypothetical. Bases 1 to 711 code for a protein of 236 amino acids. NCBI's taxonomy places the organism in Eukaryota, Oomycota, Saprolegniomycetes, Saprolegniales, Verrucalvaceae. The record is from RefSeq and is a predicted model, not a curated record. The transcript has 2 exons.
AUGCCUGCCUUGACCAAACUCGACUCGACCCUGGAUGACGACCGCGUCGUCUGCGUCUUCCACGUGUCGCAGCCUAUCACCACCAUCCUCAGCAGCUCCAUCCUCACGGUGUACAUCAGCGAGGCCUCCGUGACCAUCGACCACCACAACAAGACGGCUGCCAUCAGCGCAGCCGAACUGCGGGUGGAGCAACUGAGCGAGCGAGCCGUGGUACUGCACUGCGCCGAUCAAAAGUCGACGGUUCACUUGGAAUUUACUUCGCCCCUCGAAGCUCUCCACUUCGUUGGUGCCGUCCACCUCAUUCAGCACAUCGACGCACUUCGCCACCCCCCGCUGCAAGUCUGUACCCUGGAACAUCAGCUGAAACUCACGCUGGAGUACGCAGAAAACCUGUGGGCGACGGACUUGUGGAAGCAGUCCGCAUCGUAUUACUCGUCCUGUGCUACCCAGGAGCUCACCUGCGACGACGUUCACCUUGGCGCGGUGCAAAAGAUGCUGGACGCAUUGUGCGAUCGAUUCGGUUCCGACGCGUCUUUCGACCAAACCAUUGAGAUGGACGGGUACUAUUGCAUCUCGCCCCUCUUGGUGCUGUUGGCCAAAGUCAAAGCUGCUUCGGCAUAUCGGGAGGCUGUUCUUCAGGUGCUUAAGAAGCAUGAGAAAUUUGUGCUGGUUGACGUGAACCGAGCCCAUGAUUCCGCCGCCAUCAAAUGA